This is a messenger RNA of Naumovozyma dairenensis CBS 421, 2883 nucleotides long. RefSeq names its product galactose-responsive transcription factor GAL4 (gene GAL4). Lineage: Eukaryota; Fungi; Ascomycota; Saccharomycetes; Saccharomycetales; Saccharomycetaceae. Bases 1 to 2883 code for a protein of 960 amino acids. Gene Ontology annotation, biological process: DNA-templated transcription; positive regulation of transcription from RNA polymerase II promoter by galactose. Gene Ontology annotation, molecular function: RNA polymerase II cis-regulatory region sequence-specific DNA binding; zinc ion binding; DNA-binding transcription factor activity, RNA polymerase II-specific. The transcript has a single exon. The record is from RefSeq and is a predicted model, not a curated record. Gene Ontology annotation, cellular component: nucleus.
AUGAUACCUUCAACAGAAAAAUCUGAACAAGCUUGUGAUAUCUGCAGAAUAAAAAAAUUGAAAUGUUCAAGAGAGAAACCAAAAUGUGCUAAGUGCAUGAAAAAUGGUUGGGAAUGUUGUUAUUCACCAAAGGCAAAAAGAUCCCCAUUAACGAGAGCACAUCUAACAAGAGUGGAGGAUAAAUUAUCGAAAUUGGAGAAUUUGUUCAAUGCGUUAUUCAUAGGUAAAGAAUCAACUCCUACCAAUACGCGAAGCAUGAAUGGUUACAAUGUAGAUGAUAUUGAUGAUACAGAACAUACUGAUAGUUCCGAAAUUUUGAAUUCCAUAUUGAAGCUCGAAACGCCUGCUGAAAUGAGAGAUGCUAUUAUAGCAAUAUCUUCCAAAAUGGAGAGAAGGAAUACCAUCGAUUCUUUGACAAAUGCGGCUAACGGUACCACGACGGUACCGAUUUCGAGGCAUUUGCAAACAACAAAUGGGACUAGGCCGAAUACUCUAAUAAACUCGUCGAACCAUAUAUCAAAUUCUAAAACAAUUAUAUUAGAACCAAUUCCUCUAAAUGCUAUGCCCAAGGAUGGUCUAUAUGGAUUCGAUUGGUCAGAGCCUACUGAUAAUAAUCCAACAAAUCGCACCAAUGAUAUUAAUAAUAUCUCAAAUUUAACGACGAGACAAAAGAAAAAUAUAGAUGGGAUGCCUUUCCUAAAUACCAAUCCAAACAAUAUAGGGUUUUACGGCAACGGUUCGGCAAUUUCUGUCCUAAGAUCAGUCGGAUUUAAUGGUGACCAUUUCUUAUCAUUAUCGUCUGAUUUCUCACCAGCGCUGGUUGUUGCAGAUCCUUAUUCAUUGAGUUCCAGGAAUACGACUUCUAGAUUUGUAGAUAGCUAUUUCACAAAUUUCCAUCCAUAUUGCCCAAUUAUUUACUCCGAUACUUUCCUUAUGAUAUACAAUAAUCAAAUUGCAUCCGACUCAAAAGAACAGUGGCAACUUUUAUUUAAUACAGUAUUGGCCAUUGGUGCAUGGUGUUUGGAAGGUGAUUCUACCGAUAUUGAUCAGUUUUAUUAUAAUAAUGCUAAAUCUCAUUUGACUUCUCAAGUUUUUGAAAGUGGAUCCAUUAGUAACGUAAUAGCAUUUCACUUACUAUCUAAAUAUAUUCAAUGGAGAGAGAAACCAAAUACUGCUUUCAACUAUCAUGGUCAUUCGAUAAGAUUGGCUUUGUCAUUAGGUCUACAUAAGGAUUUACCAACAGCUCCUGGUAACGAACUAAUAAAAGAACAAAGAAGAAGGAUAUGGUGGGUUAUAUAUACUCAUGAAUUCCAUCUAAGUCUAUCAUACGGAAGGCCAUUCCAUAUCUUAUUGGAUUGGCAUGAAAUUGGUAUUGAACUACCACAGAAUUUUCAAGAUAAUAAUAUGAAUUAUAAUUCAACUACCUCACUCGGAGGACUUCAAGAUAUGACUAUUUAUAGCGGGCUUAUAGAAACUUCUAAACUGUAUCAAUUUUUUGCAAGAAGAUGGCUUCAUUGUAUUGGUACUGAUGAUAAUGAUGCAACUAUGGCUAGAAGAUAUUUACAAUUAUGUCAAGAUAUUGAAAAGUAUUCGGAUUCAAACAUCACCACAUUCCUAAAGACAACUGUUAAACAUGAAUCUCCUGCAUUGACUUCACAAAUAUCAAACAAUAUAACGUGGUUACCUUUCACUAAGUACCUGUUCAAUUGGGAACAGUUAGCAUUAAUAAUUUAUAUUUUGAGGAACCUUUUCCUUAAAGUAAGUCAUAACGGAACUAUACCAAUCGAUGGUGCACCUGAUGAACAUAUUGAACAGUGUUCUGUCUUACUAGAUGAGACUGCGCAAAGGGCAAUAAUGUCAGUGACAAAUUUUAUCAAUAAUUAUACUUUAACUCCAUUAUCUUCAUGGUAUAGUUUAUUUUUCAUUUUCAAUGCUGCUUUAGUGCCCAUAACGAAUCUCAUCACGAAUUCUUCCCCUUCAAUAAAGGAAAAAAAAUUACAAAAAUGUUUGGACCAAUUAAAAGAUGUUUUGAAUGUUUUAAAUAUAUUGAAAACCUGUAAAAUCCCAAAUUGCAAUAAAUAUAUUCAAGUUGUUGAGCAAAUUUGUAAUUCAUAUACGCCCAUUAUAUCUUCACGAAGUCAAGUCUUAUCCAAUGAGACAAGAGAAGGAUCUCCACGGAAUACAUUUGCUGAUACAUUGGUUGCUGUAAAUGACAAAGGCACAGCAAAUCAUAUCAGUAAUAAAACCGAUACUCCUGCCACAAUGGCAUCGAACGGGCCUUCUCCAAGACCCUUGAAAUCGUCGACAAGUUUAACAGAUCUAAUGAAUAUAUUAUCAUCAAGAGGUCCACCAAUCCCUGUUGCUCCGCCAAAUUUAACAACAAAUAUAACCAAUGUAACAAUACCCUCAAAUAUUGUAGGUCGUCCGAUGCAGAGUAAUUUAAUGACGACUGCUAAUAUACCUAAUUUCAUCAGUAGAUCACCAUCACCAGGCCCACCACAAUUCAAUAUACCUUAUCAAUCACCGCCAAAUUCGAUUCAUAUUAGUAAUCAACCGAAUUCAAUCCCUUUAACUCCAUCUGUGGUAUAUAAUGCCCCUAUUACACAGUUACAAACAAAUCUACCUUUCCCGACUACAGUUACAAGCAAUAACAGUAAUAUGAAUCAAGAUCUUACGAAAGUACCAUUCCAUGGUUGGAAUGAUCAAACUGCAUAUAACGCCUUCGGUAUGACAUCUGGUAUGUUUAAUACCACAACGAUGGAUGAUGUUUAUAAUUAUUUGUUCGAUAAUGAUGAUAUAUCGCAGGAUGUUACUGCGAGUACAAACGUUAGUAAGAGUAAUAAUAAUACACCUAAUAGUAAUAAUGGAUCGGAUCGAUUAUAA